CCCAAGGCUGCCAGGAUUGCACAUCCUGUCUUUAUUCCUGACUUUGAAAUGGAGAACGUCAAUGUGAGUCCUCCACACUGAAUCACCAUGUGUUGCCCAAAGCUCAAUUAUUAUAGCUAAUGGCAGAAGCUAUCAGAGUUGUCAGAUUCGUAUUUAGCCAUCUGACUGAAUGAGCACUGUUUAGCUAGGCUUGGUGGAGGGACACCAAACAGUGUUUUUUAAGGGCCAGAUCUAGUUUGAUAGCUAGCAUUGUAUAAUUGUGAUUCGCACAGAAUAUGGCAAGGAAUCAAAGCUGAUAUAACCUCUCAGAGUCCACUAGUUUGAAGACUACUAACUCCACCUCUCCUACUUCCCCUGCUUCCAAGGAGCAAAGAUGGGGCUGUGGCUUUCUUCAUGGCUUGUUCUUCUAUGGUUUGCAAGCUCCGUGAGUCCUUCUUGGGCAGUUCCAGCAAACACAUCUUCCUUUUUUUCCUUCAAGGAUAACUUUGAUAUAAUGUGGGCAGAAGACCAUUUCAAGACAUCACCUGAUGGGCAACUGUGGUACCUCUACUUGGACAAGAAAACAGGUUGUGGGUUCCAAACGCGACAGAGGUACCGGUUUGGGUGGUACAGCAUGAAGCUGAAGUUGGUGGGCGGUGACUCUGCUGGAGUUGUCACUGCUUAUUAUAUGUGUUCAGACUUGGGAGCAGGGCCAGAUAGAGAUGAACUGGAUUUUGAGUUCUUGGGGAACAGGACAGGGCAGCCAUACACCAUGCAGACCAAUGUGUACAAGAGUGGUGUUGGUGGGAGAGAGAUGAGGCAUAUGCUGUGGUUUGAUCCCACUGAGGACUUUCACAGCUAUUCCAUCCUCUGGAACAGUCACCACAUUGUGUUCUUCGUGGACAGAGUUCCCAUAAGAGUUUACAGGAACACUGACAAGCCAAAUAACUUCUUUCCAAAUGAGAAGCCCAUGUAUAUGUUCUCAAGCAUCUGGAAUGCUGAUGACUGGGCAACAAGGGGAGGCCUCGAGAAGACGGAUUGGAAGAAUGCGCCAUUUGUUUCUUCCUACAAGGACUUCCAUGCAGAUGGUUGCCAGUGGGAGGAUCCAUACCCAGCCUGCGUCUCCACCACCGCUGAGCACUGGUGGGACCAGUAUGAGGCCUGGAGCCUUACUGAUGGCCAGCAUGAGGAUUUUAGCUGGGUUGGGAGGAACCUCGUCACAUAUGACUACUGCAAAGACUACGAAAGAUAUCCCACGCUGCCCGAGGAGUGUAAUAUAUAAGAAGCUCUCCAUCACAUGAAAAGGAAAGAAUGGUUCCGUUUAGGUUUUAAGCAUGGUAUAGAUGAUCUUGUCAUAUUU
Elaeis guineensis (African oil palm) is the source of this 1339-nucleotide messenger RNA. Its product is annotated as probable xyloglucan endotransglucosylase/hydrolase protein 8. Gene Ontology annotation, cellular component: apoplast; cell wall. Gene Ontology annotation, biological process: cell wall biogenesis; xyloglucan metabolic process. The record is from RefSeq and is a predicted model, not a curated record. Gene Ontology annotation, molecular function: hydrolase activity, hydrolyzing O-glycosyl compounds; xyloglucan:xyloglucosyl transferase activity. Lineage: Eukaryota; Viridiplantae; Streptophyta; Magnoliopsida; Arecales; Arecaceae.